Marasmius oreades (fairy-ring Marasmius) is the source of this 1710-nucleotide messenger RNA. RefSeq lists its product as uncharacterized. The coding region runs from base 1 to 1710 and encodes 569 amino acids. NCBI's taxonomy places the organism in Eukaryota, Fungi, Basidiomycota, Agaricomycetes, Agaricales, Marasmiaceae. The transcript is spliced from 7 exons. Gene Ontology annotation, cellular component: mitochondrial inner membrane. Gene Ontology annotation, biological process: mitochondrial respiratory chain complex III assembly. The record is from RefSeq and is a predicted model, not a curated record.
AUGCUUAGAAGAGUUCAGUCACCGAUGCGAAUAUGUGUUCGGAGCUUUCACCUCACAACGCGUAAUGUCAGUUCAAGGCAUCGCCUCCUCACGGUCGCUUCGGUUGCUGUCGCUACAACUGUCUUCGUAUACUACGGCACGAUUAAAGUUAUAAAAAACGACGCGGCACCUUCCCUUUCUCCAGGCUCCGCGUUAGUUCAAGGAGCUGCGAGUACCCAACCGGAGAAAUCCAAUACUUCGACAGAUGUCUUGCAGACGUUGGUCUGGGGUUCGAACAGAUGUAAACUUCUGUCGAUUAAACCAGCAACUGAGAAUGUUCGUUUUCCGCAAGUAGCUACAUGGUUGGACAAUGUAGCCCUUCGGGAUCUGGCUUUUCACAAGACUUACGCUGCUUGUGUUGAUGCUCGCGGGGAUGUUUAUCAAUGGGGCGAAGGAUUUAGCCUGCCAGAGAGCACGAAACCAGGUCUCACACUCGGCGGGAAGGACAUAGUUCAGAUCCAACUGUCGGAUUCUCGGCUUUACGCGCUAUCGUCUUCAGGGAAAAUAUACAUUCUUUCCGCAUCCGAAUCUCAGCAGAAACCAUUGUCGUUGUCUUCCUCGUCGUCGUCAUGGUGGAAGAAGACACUUGGGCUUGAAGGGAAACCAUCAAACUGCAAUGAAAUUAUUCCGGAGGUCGCGCUAUCUUCGGGAGAAAAGUUCACUUCCAUCUCCGCUGGUGAUCAUCACCUACUAGCACUCACAUCCUCUGGGAGAGCAUUUGCUCAUCCUAUUACAAAACAAGCUAACGCUUAUGGUCAACUUGGCUUCAGGAAAUUAGGAUUCCCCAACGCUUCUCUAAGACGGCAGUAUGGAGAUUCCGAAACAGUGGCCGUUGAACUAGUUCAGGAGGCAAACAAGAAGGGAGAAAGCACCGAGGAAGACUUGCAAUCUCAAACUGACGACAAGUCCGUUCGGUUCUGUCGAAGGAUCUUCGAAAUACCCUCCUUGGGGGGCAUCAAACUCAAGCAACUCGUUGCGGGCGGUCGAACCAGUCUUGCCCUGACGGAGACGGGCCGCGUCCUAGGUUGGGGUGCGAAUGAAUAUGGGCAAUUAGGGCUUGGUAAUAAUGUAAUGCUGGACACUGUCACCGUUCCGAUGGAGGUCGCACUGUGGAAAUCUCUCGUUGCCGGGGCGAAGAGUAGAUGUUUGAACAUAGCCGCAGGCGGAGACCUUACUUGCUACACGGUCGAACGAGUGAUCGACCCAUCACCUGCAACUGUGGAUAUCAUGAUGUGUGGUAAUGGACAGUGGGGUGCACUCGGAAACAAUGUUUUCACCAACGCUCAAGGAACGCCCGUGCGAGCGCGGAAUGUCAGUGAUUUGACAGAAUACAACGAUGAAACGCGUAGACUCCAGGCCGUCCCCCCACAUUCGGUUUCGGUUUCGCCUACUGGACAUGUCUUGUUAAGUCUACAGCCCAUGGGAAGUGACCGAGAUUUACUUGCCUGGGGUAAAAACUAUGACUCCGAGCUGGGGAAUGGCAAGAAGUCGAGCAUGGCGGUGCCUGUCGUCAUGCAAAAUGCGGAAGGAGACCGGAUGAUGCUUUCGAAAAUCAAAGCCAAAGAAGUUUUGGAUCUCUCCGGCAGAAGAUGGAAACGAGAUGUUGAAGUUGAGCAGCGGCCAGUUACUGGAUAUUGCAAUAGCGCUGUAUUUUGGAAAGUUGUUCAAUGA